AUGAGGGGUUCAGGGGGCAUCGGGGGGUGGGCUGGGCCCCCGGGACCCGCCGGCGGCAGCGCCAACUCCGCUCGCACCUGCGGCUCAAACUUUUGUGAGGCGGCUCCCGAAGCGGCGGGAACCCGGCUGGAGCCGUCCCCCCUCCAGCCCAGCUCGGCCCUCGGCUUCCCGGGGCCCGGGUGGGCGCCAGGAGGCUCCGCGGGAACCGGGCGAGAGCGGGGCGGGGGGCGGCCGCAGUGGAGAGCGCGCGGGCAGCUUGGCGCGGGGGCGACCGGGCCGCGCCGGGGUCACCGGGGGCAAAGGACGGGGGAGGGGGGAAGGGCGCGGGGCCCGGACUGGUCCGAAGGCGGGUGUGUGGUUACAGAAGGGCUGCGCGAAUACUUCGGCCAGUUCGGGGAGGUGAAGGAGUGUCUGGUGAUGCGGGAUCCCCUGACCAAGAGAUCCAGGGGUUUCGGCUUCGUCACUUUCAUGGACCAGGCGGGGGUGGAUAAAGUGCUGGCGCAAUCGCGGCACGAGCUCGACUCCAAAACAAUUGACCCCAAGGUGGCCUUUCCUCGGCGAGCACAGCCUAAGAUGGUGACUCGGACGAAGAAGAUCUUUGUAGGGGGGCUGUCAGUGAACACCACGGUGGAGGACGUGAAGCAAUACUUUGAGCAGUUCGGGAAGGUGGACGAUGCCAUGCUGAUGUUUGACAAAACCACUGAGGGGUUGUGGGAGCCUCUGUUCUUGGGUUGUGGCAAAGUCCCCUGGUGUCUCGUCGGUCCUCCAUGGCAGGCUCUGUUUCAGGUGGACGAUGCCAUGCUGAUGUUUGACAAAACCACCAACCGGCAUCGAGGAAGGACUAACCGCCAGGUCUCAUUGCAGGUGGAAUGUAAGAAAGCUCAGCCAAAGGAGGUGAUGUCGCCCACGGGCUCAGCCCGAGGCAGGUCUCGAGUCAUGCCCUACGGAAUGGACGCCUUCAUGCUCGGUAUUGGCAUGCUGGUGCCCAUGCCUUUCCUUUCAGCCAUCCCUCUCACUGCUUAUGGACCAAUGGCAGCAGCAGCGGCUGCAGCAGCUGUGGUUCGAGGGACAGGCUCUCACCCCUGGACGAUGGCUCCCCCUCCAGGUUCAACUCCCAGCCGCACAGGGGGCUUCCUGGGGACCACCAGCCCUGGCCCCAUGGCUGAGCUCUAUGGGGCGGCCAACCAGGACUCGGGGGUCAGCAGUUACAUCAGUGCCGCCAGCCCCGCCCCCAGCACCGGCUUUGGUCACAGUCUUGGGGGCCCCUUGAUUGCCACAGCCUUCACCAAUGGGUACCACUGAAGCAGGGGACAGGUGGCAGCGUCCCGGCCUGCAGCUGACUGAGGACCACGAGUGAGCCAGCGAGGGGGCGGGGACACCUCAGCCGCAGCCGCCGCCUCCUCCCCCCGCAGCGACUCGGACCGCUACUGCCUGCGCCCCACUCCCGGCCCCAACAUCGUCUGGCUCCCUACUAACCUCCCCCUAUUCUGCCCUUGC
Messenger RNA from Galeopterus variegatus (Sunda flying lemur), 1497 nucleotides. It is a transcript of the gene MSI1, whose product is annotated as musashi RNA-binding protein 1. The record is from RefSeq and is a predicted model, not a curated record. Bases 1 to 1302 code for a protein of 433 amino acids. Gene Ontology annotation, molecular function: RNA binding. Gene Ontology annotation, cellular component: cytoplasm. NCBI's taxonomy places the organism in Eukaryota, Metazoa, Chordata, Mammalia, Dermoptera, Cynocephalidae. The transcript is spliced from 10 exons.